UCAUAUGAUUUAAUAUAAUAUUUUAGCAUUUUGUACUGUUGUUUUCCACUAAAUUCUUGCAUUCUAUCAAUUAAAUCCUUAAUUAAUCGUUAACUAUAUUUAACAUUGUUUUGUGACUGUGCACAGUUCUUAAUAUGCGUACGCCUUCUUAAAAGCUGAAUAUUUUAAUAUUUAGAAAGUGACCAGGAGAUUUUAGAUCUUUGCGGCACCUUGUUUAAAACUGAAAAGUAUCAAAUAUGUAUUAAAUGGUAGGCUAUACAUAUCAUUCCCUAUAUAUAUAAAUAUAUGAAUACAGGGGUAUUUCUCAGCUUAACACUAAGGUAAAUGAUAUUAUCCAGUAGCUCUUGAAGGAAAGGCUUUUCAUCCAGCUCCAGCCUGCAUGCACGGGGUGGGUGUACCCAUUCCGCGUGACGUCACCACAUCAUUCCCUGUACCCCGGGCCCAUUCAUCCCUACCUCACCACAGUGCCGCGCGCCUCGCCUUCUCCACACCUCACCUUUAAACCGGGGCGGCUUUUUAAGUGAAACAAAAGAUAAAUUAGGAUUCAUUUCUGUAUUUGCGCGACCCAGCCUGGACUGUAACACACGGAAAUAACCGUCCACACUACAGGGAACACUUUAGGAAAUAGCUUCCACAGAACACAUCCAGCCAUUCACGGUCCCAACACCUGGACACAUCUGUCAGAGCUCUCCUUUGGGUUCUGGGGCAGUCUACCUGCAUUUCCACAAUUUUUCUGCAUCUGUUUUGACGGUUUCAGUGUCACUUGGAGGAGCAGGCAUCACCAGAGGUGACACGUUGUGCCCUGGACAAAGCAAGUAGGUAUGGCUGCAGACAACUUUUUAAGGACACGUUUUUAACCUCUUUUUGAAGCAGAGACACAUUUUCCAGUUAAACACAGCCAGUUUUCAGCCACAAUGACUUCAGACUACGACCCCUGCCACAGCAAGGAGUCCAUCGACGGGACAAAGAGCCCGCUGAUCAGUGCCAUCAUGUUCGCAGCAGGCAUCUUCGGCAACGUGGCUGCCCUGGUGAUACUGGAAAUCCGGCGACGUAGAGACACAAGGACCGGGAACACGUGGCGGCGUUCCUUGUUUCAGAUCCUCAUCACAUCGCUAGUGGUCACGGACCUGGCGGGAACCUGCCUGAUCAGUCCGCUGGUGCAGCUGUCGUAUUCACGCAACACUACCUUGGUGGCGAUGUCGCCUAAAUCACACAGCGUGUGUUGGUACUUUGGUGUCAGCAUGACCUUCUUCAGCCUGGCCACCAUGUCACUUCUCUUCUCUAUGGCACUAGAGAGGUGUUUUGCUAUUGGGUACCCCUACCUGUACAACCGGCACGUCACCAAGAAAUGUGCCUACAUCACAAUCCCGUUGGUGUUUCUAUUAUGUAUGUUAUUCUGUCUCCUCCCUUUUGCGGGAUUUGGUAAAUAUGUACAAUACUGCCCUGGAACGUGGUGCUUCAUUGACAUGAACCCUAAGGGGAAGGUGGACCGGGCCUACGCCACCCUGUACGCCACUCUUAUGCUAGUGCUGGUGCUGGCUAUAGUGGCGUGCAAUGGGUUUGUGGUAUACCAGCUGUUCAGGAUGUACCAGCGUCGGAGGAGGAACGGCUCGGUGAUGGCAGGCACCAGAUCCAACAGCGAACGCAGGGCGACGUCUAUGGCUGAGGAGGUGGAGCAUCUUAUCCUGCUCGUCUUCAUGACCAUCAUCUUCAUCAUCUGCACACUGCCCCUGGUGAUCCGGGUUUACAUCAACUCUAUAAUGCAAGUGGACGCUCACCGCCUGGACCUGAUCGCCCUGCGCUUCAUCUCUGUUAACUCCAUCAUCGACCCCUGGGUCUUUAUCCUCCUCUCCCCCAGCGUGCUGCACUUUUGCUGGGCCUUGGUGUGCCGUGGCCCCCUGGAACACACCAGGGGUUCCUUUUUUAAAUCAUCGAUAGCCAAAGAGAAUUCUCCGGCCAACCUGGAGCUGUCUCGUCCCACGUUGGAGUACACUGAGAAUUUUCACACUGUGGAGGAUCUAUGACCAUAACAGUACUUUCUUAUUUCAUAUUCAUAUUUAUUGGACACCGGACUGGACAGUAUGCUCUUCGUUGGCCACAACAUCCCUCCCACGUGGCUGGUGUGUCUUAUCUAUUUUAUGAAUGUGUUUCCGUUAGAUAAUGGCCCCGUCUGCCUAACUGACACACACUUUAACCAGUUCUAUCAGCUGGUGGCUGCCUCUUGCCAUUUACUGGGUCUUUCCAUCAACUCCUUGCAUUUCAGCUAAGUGUAUGCAUGUUGAAUGCAUACUGACUUCUCCACAGCUUUACGUUAAGUGUAAAAGCUCAACACUUUGUCUCCUUUGCUGCUUGUAUUUUCAGUUAUUCAAAGAAAAGGCUGCUGAUGGGAGCUGGAGAAAGAAAGAGACUUCAUUCAGGUUUUGUGAUGAUCUCGAAAAGACAAACUGCACUUGUGCUUUUGUCUACACUGUAUUAAAAAAGAGAUGUUCAGUUGGAAGAAGAUGUUCAUGAAAGGAGAUGUGACAGAAUGCAACAUACUGAAGAUAUUCAUCUAUCAAAGAAGGAGGUAACCAGUGACUUGAAGCCUUCUCUGAUUCAAAUGCUGCUUUCCAAACAGUUAUUACUGGGCCUGGGAAUGGUGAGCCCAGUGAGAUGUCACAUACAGGCAUGAACCACAAACAUUAGAGGAAUACUUUACCAGCAAAAUGACUAUUUGUAGCCUAUAUCGAUUUCUCAUUGUGUAUUUGAAUUUGUGAAGAAGUGCUCCUUGAUUGUGCCUAAGCACGCGCAUGCGUACGAGUAUAAGGUAACGUGAUGACUAAUUGACAUACAAAUGGUAAUUUGCAGGUGAAGCAUUCCUUAAACAUGUAGUUGUAUAGAGCACAGUCAAGGAAAGUCCUACAGAGUCGGUAAAAGGUUAAGUAAACCAGAAUAAACUUAAUGGCAUGCCUACAAAAAAUAACCACAAUCAAAUCAGUUGAUGCUCCUGAAAGAAGACAGGGCCUCAUUCACCAAUAUUUUCUUGAAUUUGUUCUUAAGAAAGGUCCCAAGAAAAGUCUACAUUCGAUUCAUGACGUAUCCUUAAACCCUACUGUUCGCACCGGUGUUCUUGCAAUGAUGAAUCCCACUGAAUCAGAAGAAGCAUGUGCCAGUUGAUCAUAAUUAGCAUAGGUAAACGCCAUGAGACUGCAGGGCUGUGUGCACAGAGAAACUGCAGAAGGACAGGAAAAGUUUAGAGAAGUAAGUCAGGAGUGCCAAACCCAAAGUCUGAAGAUGCGUGGGAUGCUUAAAAUACGUGUUAAAUCAACCACCUGAUCCGCGAACCUCAAACUUUAUGCAUUGUAAAAGCACAACUGUCAGGAGUUAGGACGGACAUUAGUGCCACAGUGCUUUCCAAGCUGUGUAUGUGUGUGUUUUUGAGUUAGAGAGAGGGGGAGAAGGUGACAGGUGGUCCAUUUCACGCAAUGUUUGUGUUACUCAGAGUGCUGCUUUUUCACUUUUUGUCCUGCCUGCCCAAACCAACUGAUAUUUUCAAGCAUGAUCAUUAAUCAUUUAUUUCUAGGAGGCAUGAUUCCCAUUAACUGAUAUGAAAAGUGUUAGUGAAGCCGAAUGUUUAUUUUAAAAGACCAUAAUGCUUUGUAAAAAAUAAUUUAAAAACAUUAUAAAUUGUAAAAAUAUCACUGUAAAUUAAAUGCUAUAUUAUUAUACAACUGUAGAAUGAAAGAAAAUGCAAUCAUUUCACAAACAUGUCAGCGCAAAAUGUGAGUAAGAGUGCUCUUGAGUGUAAGUAAGUAAAUCCCAAAUACAGAAACAUUGGUGAAAACUGCAUAAGUGGGUUUUGGUGAAUGAGGCCCACAGUUUGUGAAGUAUGUAAAAUUUAAUGUCACAGAUUGUUAGAAGGGCCUUUUGUUGCAACAGUAAAACAAAGUGGUGCCUUUUAACGCCACGUGUACCUGUCUGACGCAAACCUAGAUAUAAUCUAGACAUGAGGCACGUUCACACAAGUGCAAACGAGAACUCAGAUAUUUGAUAUGAAAUAUGCGGGGCAUGACUUUCUCUUUCGAACACUUCAUCUUGAGAACAUUAUCUCAUCCCCUCUGAGCUUCUUCACUGAUGACUUUAACCCCUGCUCUGCUUUGGUAACCUUCCCCCUCAAACACCUACUAGAUUCCUGCUGGAAAGGUUAAAGGCCAACAAGCCUGAGGACACUCAAAACUUCACUCAGGGAGUGGGUGGGAGAGUGAUAAACACAGAAGAGGUCAUGCUGAUUAUAUAUACUCAUUUAUACAGACAUGUACAUUAUGUAGCAUAUAACAUAAUAUUAUAUCACAACGGUAUUUUAUAAAAUGUUCUUCGUUUGAGACUGCAGUUACCUUUUGACUUGAAAACUUCUGCUUCUUAUAUAACCAAGUAGCAGCAGAGAGUAAAUAUUCUGGUAUAAUCCGGCUAUAAUUGUGAUGCUUAUGUAUGACAAAUGAAUGAUAGCACACAGUUGUAGCAAAUGAUGGUACUUUUUAAAGAGCAAACUACCUCUUUUAAUGACAAACAAUUCUCAGAACACUUUUACAGAUCAGGUUCUCUCUUUGUUAAUUAUUAUUAACUGGAGGUUAUUCUUUCUUCGAAAUGAAAGGUGUUAGCUUAGCCUGAAUCCAUGGGCAGUGACGUGAGUAUUGAGCCUCUACGUUGUUGAUAUAAAUUGUCUGUUACCCUUUAAAAAGUACCAUGUUUUGUUUUCAAUUCGUGUCAUAUAUCAGUUCUCAGUUGGUAGACGAACUCGCUUGCGUUUGAUUUUCUCUUGGCAGGUACUUUGUUCUGUCACGUCGCCUUAAAGUUAUUUGGAAACUAUGAAAACAGCUCCCUUUAUUUUUAUCCAUCAACUUUCCGACUGAAGUGCCAUUUGAACUGCAUAAGUUUUACGAGGGAACAUACUGAAAUGUUAUUUUUGGUGGAUGUGUGUCUCUCAAGAAGACCACCAUUGUUAUGGGACUGAGGACAUCCACUUAAAAUGCCACUAAUAGCCCAGAUGGAAAACGUCCUGAUUUCAGUCUCUGAUUACAGCCUCGCGCUGAUUGUUCAAACAUGUUCAACUACCGACUGAAGCGAAACCAGAAAAUGCCGGUUUGCCUUCACACCACCGAUGUAACACGUCAUUACUUUAUAAUGAUGUCAGCUCUGUCUGACUUGUUGAAAUUAGAUGACCACUGAGUUUCCUGUUUCCAUUUUUUUUAUGUUGUCAGACUGGUUAAAGUAACACAUGAUGGAUUCAUACUGGGUAAAGUUACACAACACCAUGGGGACUUGUAAGCAUUACAGCAUCUCUUCCUUUCAAAUGAAUCAAAUUCAAACACGGCUCAAGUGUCUGACAAAAAAAAAAUAAGCUACUACAGAUUUUUAUGUGAUCUCUGGUCAUAAAUCUCUUGAAAUAGAAAAACAUUCAAACUCAAGUGACUGGGGUUAUGCAACAGCAGGGGUCCAGUUCAAACUGGGAGUCCUCCAAGUGUGUAAAAUGUGAGAAAACAAGAAGUUCUCAAUUGAGGAUGCCAGAGUACUUGUGAGCAUCAGGUAAACAUUGGGGCUGUAAGCCUUUGUGUGUGUGUGUGUGUGUGUGUGUGUGUGAGCAGUGAUGAUCUUGUUUGGUUCGUGUGUUGUGAGAACAGCAGUUUAUUGCCUCCGUAGGUCUGCUGUUGGUUCUGAGCUCAGCAUCAAAAUGUUCAGUGUUUACCACAGUGUGUUACUACUUCCUGUGGGCUCGAUGUGUGAGUUAAGCCUCUGUGUGCAUGCCCUUGCUUUUUCCUGUUGUUUUUAUGUAUGUUUUUUUAUGUCCAUGUGCCGAAGAUAGGUAAAAGAUUGUGUAUAUGUGCAUGGCAAUGUGUGUGUGUGUGUGUGUGUGUGUGUGUGUGUGUGUGUGUGUGUGUGUGUGUGUGUGUGUGUGUGUGACAGACAGCACUGAAAUGUAAAGAUGUCAGAAUGCUAACUACCUGGAUGUCUUGUCCUCUGUAAUUAUAAGGUACUGUAGAUAAAACUGAAUGCACUGAGUGUGUAUGUGUGUGUUUUAUGGCUUGUUUAAAUAAACAUCUCAUCCA
Messenger RNA from Epinephelus moara (kelp grouper), 6083 nucleotides. RefSeq names its product prostaglandin E receptor 2a (subtype EP2) (gene ptger2a). The coding region runs from base 915 to 2024 and encodes 369 amino acids. Gene Ontology annotation, molecular function: prostaglandin E receptor activity. The record is from RefSeq and is a predicted model, not a curated record. Gene Ontology annotation, cellular component: plasma membrane. NCBI's taxonomy places the organism in Eukaryota, Metazoa, Chordata, Actinopteri, Perciformes, Serranidae. Gene Ontology annotation, biological process: cellular response to prostaglandin E stimulus; adenylate cyclase-activating G protein-coupled receptor signaling pathway; inflammatory response. The transcript has 4 exons.